Messenger RNA from Sphaeroforma arctica JP610, 363 nucleotides. RefSeq lists its product as hypothetical. The transcript is spliced from 3 exons. Lineage: Eukaryota; Ichthyosporea; Ichthyophonida. Bases 1 to 363 code for a protein of 120 amino acids. The record is from RefSeq and is a predicted model, not a curated record.
AUGCAUUGUCUGACAGUCAAUUUGGCUCAGGCGCUGAUCAAAGUACAUCACCCGUACUCGUCGGCCGUGUCGUUUCAACUGGAUUUGUCGUCUGUGCGCUUUAACAUCGCCUUAGAUCGACACAUGCUCAAGCCUACCGCUGACCGGCGCAAUAGACAGUCCACAGCCAAUGCCCUGCGCAUACCACCAAGUCGCACAAGCACCCCACCUGCUGUACAGUAUGGGCCUGAGUCAGGGUAUCUGUUGGGUGCAGAUGACGUAUCGCGUUUGGACACUCCAUCUUCUCGCGCAUUGUCACAGCGCCAGUCGAUGCUGAGCUCGGUUACGGCCACGACCAGCGGCACCACCUCUAAGCGAAGGUGA